GCCAGCCCUGUGACGUCACACCGCAAAGCAUGCUGGGAGAGGAAAACUCCAGGAACCUGAGGGAAAGAGGAAGUUCUGCUGGAAACGUCCUGUAAAGAGGCUCUGAUGUCCGGACAGCGGGAGGGAGAGCCCCGGCAUGAGGAGGAGCAGGUUCCUGUGAUAUAGGAUUGUCCAAUGACAUCAUCAGUACCAGAUAAUGGAUGGAGACGGGGACAAGAUGGCGGAGAGGAUGUUAGAUCUCACCCUAGAGAUACUCUUCCUGCUUACUGGAGAGGAUUACUCCACGGUGAAGAAGACGUCUGGUAAUCUGAUACAUGAGAAGAACAAUGAGAAGAUCCUAGAAGUCGUCCACAAGAUGAUGGAGCUGCUGACUGGAGAGGUUCCUCUAAGGUGUCAGGAUGUCGCUGUCUAUUUCUCCAUGGAGGAGUGGGAGUAUUUAGAAGGACACAAGGGUCUGUACAAGGAGGUCAAGAUGGAGGAGGACCAGCCCCUCACAUCUCCAGAGAGAUCUAGUCAGAGGACAACACCAGAGAGAUGUCCGCGUCCUCUCCUUCCACAGGACGGUCAGAUGAUCCAGGUGUCAUAUCAGAUACAUAUGAAGAGCGUGCCAUUAUCCCAGAUGUACCUUCAGACCUUCACAGCAAAAAUCUAUCAUCUCAUCCUUUAAAACAGGUCCGAUCUUCUAAU
Molecule: messenger RNA, 687 nt
Organism: Bufo bufo (common toad)
Lineage: Eukaryota; Metazoa; Chordata; Amphibia; Anura; Bufonidae
Product: gastrula zinc finger protein XlCGF66.1-like
Exons: 6
Coding region: 197-667 (156 amino acids)
Biological process (GO): regulation of DNA-templated transcription
Source: RefSeq, a predicted model, not a curated record